Messenger RNA from Synchytrium microbalum, 2625 nucleotides. RefSeq lists its product as uncharacterized. The record is from RefSeq and is a predicted model, not a curated record. Gene Ontology annotation, cellular component: cytoplasm. Gene Ontology annotation, molecular function: quinone reductase (NADPH) activity; actin binding. The coding region runs from base 1 to 2625 and encodes 874 amino acids. The transcript has 17 exons. Gene Ontology annotation, biological process: cellular response to oxidative stress. NCBI's taxonomy places the organism in Eukaryota, Fungi, Chytridiomycota, Chytridiomycetes, Synchytriales, Synchytriaceae.
AUGAAGGCUAUACAAUAUACCGCUCCUGGUGGCGUAGAGGUCAUCAAAUCGGUUGACUUGCCUGAUCCACUGGCAAAGGAGGGAGUGAAUUUCAUCGACACUUAUCAACGAACUGGACUAUAUACCGUUCCUUUGCCAUAUAUUCCUGGGCGAGAGGCUUCCGGAACCAUUGAAGCUGUCGGUCAAGGCGUUGAAGGUUUCAAGGUCGGAGAUCGUGUCGUGUAUAUGAGUGGAUCUGCUUAUGCAGAAAAGACUCUUGUUCCUGGUCACGCAUUGGUCAAACUACCAGACAAUGUCUCGUUUGAAGAUGGAGUUGCUGCCAUGUUGCAGGGUCUGACUGCUUUGACUCUCGUCCAACUUUGCCAUGAAGUGAAGCCCGGACAGUUUGUUCUCGUUCACGCGGCAGCUGGUGGUACUGGUCGUAUUGUGGUAUCGAUGGCAAAGCACUAUGGUGCUCACGUCAUUGGAACGACAUCUACAAAAGCCAAGGCAGAGACUGCCAAAGCUGCGGGCUGUCAUGAUGUCAUUCUCUACACUGAACAAGACAUUGUCAGUGAGGUCAUGAGGAUUACUGGGGGAAAAGGAGUCCAUGCUGUAUUUGAUGGCGUCGGAAAGAGCACAUUCGAUGCGAGUUUGGCUUGUUGUGCGACGCUUGCCACGCUCAUCAACUUUGGUAAUGCAUCUGGUGUUGUGCCUCCCGUCACGUUGUCUACGUUGACUGCCAAGUCUGUUAGGUUGAUGAGGCCUUCAGUUAUGUCAUUCACCUCCGAUCCUGUCAUGUAUCAAUCGCUCUCCAAACAAUUGUUUGAGUUGCUCGCUCAAGGUGUUUUUACAAUUCUCAUUCACAAAGCUUAUCCCUUGGCUGAUGCAGCAGACGCUCAGUCGGAUCUUGAAGGUAUAGUGGAUGUGGAUGGAUAUUAUAAUCCAUUAAUCUCUAAAUCCGCAACUCGAGUCAACAUGUACAAUCAAGGCUAUAACCAGCAGCAAGGAUACAUGGAUCCAAAUAUGAUGAAUGGAGGACAGAUGAGUGGAGCCUUGGUUCCGGCCUCCAUGAUGGCACAACAGCCUGGAAUGAAUAUGGGAAUGGGUGGUGUUCCUGGCACUCAAUUCGCUCAACAACAGCAGCAAUAUCAAAUGACUGCUCCUGGACAAUUGGGAUUCGGUGAUACCACUAUGGGUGUCUCGCGAUCUAUGGGUAUGGGAAAUGUAGGCCAACCUCAAGUCGUCAAUCAGCAGAUCCAGUCUACGAGACAUACGCGCAUUAUUAUCCAAGGAGAAGACAAGAGUCAACAAUACCAAGCUGAAAUCGACAGUCUCAAUGCCAAAUUACAAUCCGCCCAACAACAAUUGACUGGAUCGAAUGCCCAAUUACGCCAAACACAACAGGAAGCAAACGUGUGGAAGCAAAAGUUCAUGCAACUCAACACCCAGUUGCAAAACCUCCAAUCUCAAUUCUCUCAAAUGCAAGCUGUAGCUCAAGCCAACCAACAAGCUGCUUUGCAACUACAACAAGUCGCCAAACAACGUGAUAUGUUCCAAAUGGAGUUGCAACGUACUCAACAGGCAUAUCAACAAGAAUCAACAAUGCUCAAGCAGCAGAUUCAAAACAUGCAACAACAAUUGCAGAGUGCUGUGAAUGGCAAAGGUCAGGAAAUGCAGCAAUUGAUGCAGCAAUUCCAGAACGAGAGGAUGCAAAUGCAGCAAGCUCUUGAGGCUCGUAUGCGGGAGGCACAACAAUUGCAACAGGCAUUUGACGAAAGCAAAGGUCAAAAGUCCCAGAAUGACAUGUUGCUUGAGUCUCAAGAAAAGGAAAUCCAAGGACUUCAAUCCACUUUGGAAGAAGUCACUCAACAGCUUAUUGAUGCCCAAAACCAACUGGCUGAGCGUGAAGCUACCAAAGCUCAAGUCUUGGAUGAAACAUUGGAAGGAGAGAUGGAAAAAGCAGCCCGCAAGGUCGCUGAAGCUUUAGCUCGUCUAGAAGCAGUCCGUGGUGACGGUCGUAAAUUCAAACCAGUCCAUGCCGCCAUCCUCGAUAUCGCAAUUGCCAUCGCAACUGCUAUUGGUACAUUGAUCCGAGCUGCCACUGCUGCCCAAGACGAAGUAGUCAAGGCUGGUAAAGGAACAGGAGAUCCAAAGGCCUUUUAUAAACAAAAUCAUCAAUGGACUGAAGGUCUUAUAUCUGCUGCCAGAGCCAUUGCUACCGCUACAGAUCAUUUGGUGAUUACUGCUGAUGGUGUUGUGGGUGGUACUCGUAGAAUGAAUGAGCUGAUUGUGGCUGGUCAUGAAGUGUCUGCUUCUACCGCUCAAUUGGUUGCUGCCAGUCGAGUACAAGCUACUCAAUACUCCAAGACGCAAGUUCGUCUCGAGGAAGCAGCAAAGGCCGUCACUGAUCACACCAAGCGUCUAGUACAAGCAGCUGAAGACGCCGCUGGUGCUGAAUUAGAUAAUGUAGCAGACGACUUUUCGAAAUUAUCCAUGCAACAAUUCAAAGUCCAAGAAAUGAAUCAGCAGGUUGCCAUUUUGGAUUUCGAAAACAAGUUGACCAAGGCUCGUAAAACUUUGGCUGAAAUGAGGAAGGCUCAAUAUAAUCGAGAACCAGAUACUCGCCCGGACGACGAAUGGUGA